Messenger RNA from Alexandromys fortis (reed vole), 2571 nucleotides. RefSeq names its product immunoglobulin superfamily member 22 (gene Igsf22). The record is from RefSeq and is a predicted model, not a curated record. Gene Ontology annotation, molecular function: protein binding. NCBI's taxonomy places the organism in Eukaryota, Metazoa, Chordata, Mammalia, Rodentia, Cricetidae.
AUGAUGGUCUCUUACCACCAGCAGAUGAUACAGUAAUAACAUGUGUCUGUGGAAUUCUCCAGCUCCACCCAUGUGAAGACCUCUCAGACAACCAGGAUGGUGGGAGAGGAAGUAGUGACAAGGAAGAUGUCCGGCACAGUGUCAUUCUUGCAAACCUGGAGUUCCAACCCAGCCUGGGGAAGUGUCCCUGAGUAUGAGAAACCUUGUCCCACCAUCUCUCCUGAGGAUAUGCCUCUCUCGAAUAAUGCAGUGUUCAGAGCCCUGGUGCAGGAAAACCUCAAACCUUCCGUGUCCUGGAAGAGGGAAGGGGGAAUCUCUAAGACCUUCUAUAACAAAAUCCACAAGGAACAAAUGCUAAAGAUGAAGCUGGACACCGAGGAGCUGACGUCAGAUGAUUCAGACAACAGCAGGUGCAUUGAAAGCAAUGAGCACACAGAUGUCAUUACACCAUCCCUGCUGGUAACAGAGGGUCAAGAAAAACUAAAUCAAGAAGCUGUGAAAAAAAGAUGGGGGAGGAGGGCAGUCCCUGCCCAGGAUGAGGUCUCCUCCCUCUCCAGCUGUGGCAAGAGAAAGAUGCUGGAGAUUUUGACAGAGGUACCCAAGAAGGACUUUGCAAAGGUCUCUAUGGACCUGACUUGGGAGAGCGUUAAAAAAGCUUGGAUUCUGAAGCCGCUAGAAGACAUAGAGACCAAGGUUGAUACCACCACAGUCUUCGACUGUAUUGAGCUGAAGGACCCCAAUACUGAGAUGAUAUGGGUCAAGGACACUGAGCCUUGCAGGACCCGGUACUCCAUGAGCAGGUACAAGUGUGAGCAGGUGAGCACCAAGUGCAUGCUGGUCAUUACCAACAUAAGGGUGAGCGAUGCCACUGUGUUUGAGAUCCGCCACUCCGAGAAAGAGAUUGGUGUGUGAAUGUUCAACAAGAAGGAGCUGCCGAGGAGUGACGAAUAUGAGCUGAAACCAUCUGAGGGUGGCCUGACCUCCACACUUCAGAUCAAAGACGCCAGACUCAGCAACAGUGGCACGUUCUCUGACCAAGCAGGAACAUGGUACAGAGGCUCAUCGCAAUAUCAGGCUGUGAAUGGUUCAGUGAGAGCUGGAGGGGUGGAAUUCGUGCCAUGGCAGCCCUCAUGUGUCCGUCCAUCCAUCCAUCUCCUCUUGGCAAGGCUCUGUGAUGGGUACUAUCUCCUUCCAUUGAUGCAUCCAUCUGGAAACACUAGCUGUCCUGCAACCAUGAAAGUGGGCUACAUGGAUCACAUUAAGGUGCCCUUACUAGCAAGGCUAUUGUCCAAAGUGACCUGGUAAGAUGGUGUGUAGGUGACCAAAGAGGAGCAUGUGUCCGUGGAGCACACAGAAGACCAGCAUCUACUCACCAUCUACAACUGCCAUAAAGACAGCAGCUUAGUCCUGCUCAAGCUCAAGAACAACAGUCACACAGAAACUCUCCUGUGCACCUCAAGGUUACCCAUAGCACCACCUUGCCUUGCCACUCAGCCUCAAGUGAUUGAUGUGACCAGGGAAUUGGUGACCAUCACAUAGAAUGUCCCUGUCCAGGAUGGGGCAGCAGUGCUUGGCUACUUUGUCCAGUGGAGAAAGAAAGGCAACAAUCUGUGAAUGCCAGUCAAUAAUGACCCUGUUUAGGGGACAGAGUGUACUGUGGAUGGGGACACAGAAUGUAAACUCCGAGUUAUAGCUGUGUAUAAGGCCACUCGAGAACAUUCCAGCCUACCAACCAGUUCAGUGGUGGCCGAGGAUCCUGUGAAAACUCCAGGCCUGGUACAGGGCCAAAAUAUGACUGAUUCCUCUAACUCAAGCAUCUCCCUUGGCUGGUGUGAGCCUGGAGGGGACCCACCAUCCAGCUACAUCCUUGAGAUGGGAGCUGAAGGCAGCAAUGAGUGGAGCAAGUGCAUGGAUGAGCUUAUCUCUAAUACCUGCCGCACAGCGGGAAUCCUUACCAGGAGGCAGAAGCAUUUCUUCCAUAGCCAAGCUGUCAGUGAGGCUGGAGUUGGAGACCCUGUUUCUGCAGACAGACCUCCUGCAAUCCUGCGGCUGUUUGAAGAGGCUCCCAACACAAUGACUUUGACCUGGAACCAUAAUCCUGAUGUCCAGGAAGAUGGUGAUGCCCACUAUGUCACCUAAAGAGGAAUAAAGGGAGCCCCCACCUGGUUCACUGCAGCUAAGUGUGUCUUCAGCAGCAAGUGCAUGGUGACUGGCAAGAAAUGCUCCUGCAGACUGGAGGCUCCAAAUGAACAGAUGGGUGAGAGGGACCCACUGCACGCCAAGGAUACCUGGCUUGUCAAUAAGGACCAGCGUGAAUACCAGACUGGAGGCUUGCUCAGGAAGUCCUCAUAUGAGGACCUGAGCCCCAAGCUGAAAUCCUAUCAGCAGGGCUGGCACAAUGCACCCUGCUUUCUGAUCCAUGGUGGUGGCCAGAACUACACCAUGACAGGCACCUUCCUUGGGAACCCAUGGCUCAUGGUGACUAUCUACAAGGGUGAUGUCAACAUCUCUGUCAAUUCUAAGUUCUGGCACCUUUCCAGCAGUGUAUGCACCCUGGUCGUCCCUACCUGA